Molecule: messenger RNA, 369 nt
Organism: Trichophyton verrucosum HKI 0517
Lineage: Eukaryota; Fungi; Ascomycota; Eurotiomycetes; Onygenales; Arthrodermataceae
Exons: 3
Coding region: 1-369 (122 amino acids)
Source: RefSeq, a predicted model, not a curated record
AUGGGACGAAAGCGAGAGACGCCAGGCCGAACACCUGUCACUCUCGAAGUGGGCGAGGAGAUUGGCGAUGAAUUGGCGAUAUCAAAUGAUGGUGAUGUUGGAAGAAGAAGAAAAGGAGGAAGAAAGGAGGACGAAGAAGAAUUUAUCACAAAAUCCCGAAGGUGGGGGAGCAAGAAGGCAGACGAGGGGCAGCAGAAGACGAAGCGGAUUAUUGGAAGAGAACAAGCAGGGCCGGAUCUUCGGCUGCGAAACGUCGCCAAGGGCAGCAAGGGCCUUCAUUUGAAGAAGUACUUGGAAGACGCAGAAGAAGUAAAGCUGUACUGGCAAAUUGGAUACUCAAAAGGGGCUUUGCUAAGACUGUCAAAAUAA